Capsicum annuum is the source of this 606-nucleotide messenger RNA. Its product is annotated as protein RADIALIS-like 1. The record is from RefSeq and is a predicted model, not a curated record. Gene Ontology annotation, molecular function: DNA-binding transcription factor activity. The coding region runs from base 94 to 330 and encodes 78 amino acids. NCBI's taxonomy places the organism in Eukaryota, Viridiplantae, Streptophyta, Magnoliopsida, Solanales, Solanaceae. The transcript is spliced from 2 exons.
AACUUAAUUCUCAACACAUACCUCACUGAUCACUUCCAAUUUACUUCACAGUUUUCAAGAUUUGUAACUUCCAAGAGUUUCAAUAACAUAAGAAUGGCAUCAAAUUCACUCAGUGCUUGGACCCCAAGAGAAAACAAGAAAUUCGAGCAGGCACUUGCUGUGUAUGAUAAGGAUACACCUGAUCGCUGGCAAAACAUUGCUAGAUACGUUGGUGGAAAAUCAGUUGAAGAAGUUAAACAUCACUAUGCUAUCCUUGUGGAGGAUCUCAAACACAUUGAGUCUGGCGACGUCCCAUUCCCAAAAUACAAGUCAGAUGGAAAGUCUCGUUAAUCAAUAGAUCAAGUUAAGGUGUACGAGGUAUUGUACCAGUCAAAGUCAAAGGCAUCAACCUCUGUGGAAAGAAAUAUUAUUCUCUCAAGAUGAUUUAUACACUAUUAUUUUCUUCUUCUAGUGGGAUGUGUUAGUUUUACCAUUGUAACUCUGAUUAACAUCCUUUCGAAUUAACGAGCUUAUUAUAUUUUAUGAACAUUAAUAAGUAAAGAUGUUAUUGUACCUCAUGAAAUUCCAAACGUCUCAUCACAAGACAAUGAUCACACAAGUUUCAUA